AUGUCAGUAAAAAGAGAAGGGGGUCUAUUCAGACUGUACUUCAGAAAGAAUAGAGGUUAACUCUCAGAUUCAGCCUAAACUCAAAAUUAAUAUAAUGAUCUUGGCAUGGAUUAGGGAAUUUCGGCUCCCAUAGAAUAUGAUCCAACAGUUCAAAAGCUACCUUUUGCAGAUUUAGUUUAAAUGAUGCCCUGUAUGACUGAAAUAAAGAAGAAGCUAGAGUAAAAGAGAGCACUUAACUAACAGAAAGUACCACCCAGAUAGUAAUCUUAAAGAGGAAAAAGAAGAAAAUCAUAGAGUAGUAGUACUUUUAGUCAGUCGAACGUCUUGACAGGGCUUGAAGAUGAUGAAAUUGAUAUUGAACUUAAUAGAAUCUAGCAGGAAAUUCUGGAAGAUGCUAGAUUUAACCCUGUUCUGCAAUCUUAAAGAAUAAGGGAGGCAAAAUAAGCUUCGGAACCAUUGAACUCACUAUCCCACUACGAAAGAAUGCUCAAAGGAGAUAAGGUGCUUCUUACUCAUGAGGAUGAAUUGAUUGAAAUUAACAAGAAUUUCUUAUUUGAUGAAGUCUGGGAAGAUGACAGUGAGGAUGACUCAAUUUCUGAUGACAAAGUAGAGCAAGCUAGUGAUGAUGAAGAAAUUACAAUGAACAACAAAAAGAAGAAAAAGAAUAGAGAUGAAGAUGUUAAAGAGGAGGACUUUGAGGGUAUGAGCUCAGAUGAUGAUGUUAAUAUGGAUGACUUGGAGAAUGAAUCGCUCUCAGCUGAUAAAAAUGCCAGGAAACUCAAUAAAUCUAAGAAAACUCGCAACAAUGCUCAAGAUGCUGAUCUUGGGGAUGAGAACGAGGAUCCUGAUACUAUAUUCAUAGAUAAUUUGCCAAGUGAUGAGUUUGAAAUAAGAAGGUAGCUGUAAGAUGUUAAAAGGUACAUUAAAUAGUUUGAGAUAAGAUUCUUUGAGGAGGAAGAUUCUGAGAAAGAAGAGGAGCUCAAAAAAAUUACUGAUAUUGGCAAGCAUGAAGAAGCACUUCAGGUUUUUAAGGAUUUUUGCCAUUUAAAGCAUUUCUGGUGCAUGCCUUUAUCCUCUGAUGUAAGAAAUAUUGACUUCGAAAUGCUGAUUGCUUAGCAAAGACUAAACAGUGGUGGAAGCUUAUUCGAUGUUAUCACUUGUGAUCCACCUUGGUAACUUUCAAGUGCUAAUCCAACAAGAGGAGUUGCAAUUGCUUACGAUACAUUAACAGAUGGAGAGAUAUUAAAUAUACCUUGGGCUAGAUUGCAGGAUAGUGGCUUUAUCUUCAUUUGGGUUAUUAAUGCUAAGCUUAGAUUCGCUCUUCAAUUAAUGGAAGAGUGCGGCUACAGAUUGAUUGAUGAAAUUGCUUGGGUAAAACAAACAUGUAAUGGCAAAAUUGCAAGAGGUCAUGGUUAUUAUCUUUAGCAUGCAAAGGAGACUUGCCUCGUUGGAGUGAAAGGGAAUAUGAGAGGGCGCUGCAAAUUUAAUUUGGAAAGUGAUGUGAUAUUCAGUGAGCGAAGAGGUUAAUCGCAAAAGCCAGAGGAGAUAUAUGAAAUAGUCGAGGCUCUUGUUCCUAAUGGCUAUUAUUUAGAGAUAUUUGGACGUAGAAAUAAUCUGCAUGAUGGAUGGGUGACAUUGGGAAAUGAGCUUUGA
Molecule: messenger RNA, 1653 nt
Organism: Stylonychia lemnae
Lineage: Eukaryota; Ciliophora; Spirotrichea; Sporadotrichida; Oxytrichidae
Source: the annotation of a GenBank genome assembly